CCAGUCUUCUCGUGUAUAUCGAGGCGGUUGGUGAGCGUUGCGAUUAAUACGGACUGCACCCGCGGAAUCGCAUUCCAAUCUCUCGAUGUUUUUCGAACGUUGCCCUUGUCCCUUGGAAAAAUUCGCGCCAGAAUAUCUUUAUGUCGACUUUCUAACAACGAUGUCACGAAUCGAUUCCAUUCGAUCGUCGUCAUUCGUUAAAGGAUUCAGCGAUCAACCGUGUCAGUGAAAUCUUUUGUAAAAGAUUGCCAACCAAGUUUGGAAUCAACGUAAGAGAAGCAAGGAGAACGUUCACGAGGGCGUAAUUAUAAGAACGUCGUUCUUGUAUACGCUGGGAGACAACCAAGGAGAGCGCUAAUGUCAGCGACAACAGAUUUCUGCUCCAUAUAGGAACUUGCUUCGCCUACGAACGGAGUCUUACACGAUAAUUGCCGUUCGCUUUCACUCGGUCGGUGGAAGUUAGACGGUGUUUCUCCAUAUCUUUCUUUCUCUAUCUCCCUCUCUCUUUUUUUCUCUCUCUCUCUCUCUUUCUCUCUCUCUCUCUCUCUCUCUCACUCUCUCUGUUUCCCUCCUUCACUCCUUCCCACCUUCUCUCUUUUUCUCGAAACGAAACGAAAAGUAUCGUCGAUAAUACAACGGUUAAUGAGGAUCAUAAGAAGGAGGAUUAAAAGAGAAACGAAGAAAAUCGAGAAGAGGUUAACAUCGUUACAUGUCGUCCGUCGACGGUUUGUACAUAUACGGCCGAUUAAAAAAUACAAGAUAAUAGGAAGGAUCGAGAAGAUCGAAGAAAAUCAUCAUCGAUCGAUUCAUUCGCUUGGACGAAUGAUCGUUGCCUAAAAGGAAGAACCCUAGUUUCUGAUUGGUUAGUUCGCGGAUAUCGCCGCUUUACGCGCUGUUCGCCGGGAGAGAAUCUAAGAAGAGUAAAUAAAAAGAAGAGGCGAGGAAAAAACCGGCAAACUGGAUGCCACAGACGGUGCCUCCCCUCCUCCACCCCCGCCCGACAUUACUGUCACCCAGGAUGACCGACCGACAAUAUUCUUUCCUGGUAGACGCACGAAUCGAGUACGAAGGAAAUAUCGGAAAUAGAAAUCGAUCGUUCGGUGAAUCGUUCACGAGUGAUCAUAACAACUCGCGAACACUUUUCUAGAUGGUUUCUUAGGAAGACCAAAAGGAAUUUUAAUGUUUUGGAAGAGAUAAAGUCCUUAUUUGAUUCUUCGGCUUUUAAGCAUUGAAAGGAGUCUCAUUAUAAAGGAAGGAAAUAUUUUAUUCAACAAAAGGGAUACACUUGAAAGAAGUCAAAGAGAAAAGAAAAGUAGAAGAAGGAUGUAGUUCGAGAAAUAUAAGAGAUAGUUGUUGUGAAUAUUACCGAUACGAUGGAGACGAGAAGGAAAUGCGAGAAGUCGUGGAGGCGAGUGAAAAUCGAUUUCUGAGAAACGCGGAGGAGGAUGCACAAACACACAAAUCAAUUUCGUGGCCCCAUUGGGACUAGUAGCAGUACGACUACCACAGCCAACAACAACGGCAACAACAAUAGGGGCCCUGUGAGAAGAUGGAACAGUUUCCACGGUGGUGGUGGUGGUGGUGGUGGUGGUGGUAUGGGUGCUUGUGGAGGUGGUGGGAGCCAUCUUUUGAGCGACGCUGUUGGAAAUGGCGCCGUCGUCGCGGGAUCUUUUGUGAGGACAACUCAGGAACCUUUCAGGGCCGUACCGAAGGCCGUUCAAGCUCUGAGAAGUGAAUCGGUCGACAGGAGCCAUCGUGCUCCCCCACCACCGCCGCCGACCUUUCCGAGAAGACGAUUUUCCGUUUGCUUUGGAAAGCGGACGGGCAGCAGUGCCAGGAGACCCAACGAAUGUUUCGUCUUGGAGCCCUCCGAGAUGAUCGUCAUCGACUAUCCGGAGGUCCAUGGAGGAGGAAGGAUGCAUCGGCCACCGCAUCCACAUCCUAUAACCGACCAUCGUCAGGUCAAUCUGGUCUUCGACGACACGUUUUCGCAAGGUCUGACAGGUAGGCCGGAGCUGUAUCAAAAAUCCAAUAGGAGUAGUCAUUCAAGUGAUACGAGUUCUGCGUACAGUGGCUCAGACACAAUGACAUCUGUACAAAGUUCUUUGGAUGCGGACGCAGACGAGGUUGAUCUUUCUGGUCUUGUUGAGUCUAUAGUAGACAGCGAUGAGGAAGAAGAUUUGGCUGAGAGUAUGGAUAGUUUGAAUGUUCGUGAUGCUGUACGAGAAUGUUUAGAAAAAGAUCCUGUGGAAAGAACAGAAGAAGAUAUAGAGACACUUUUAGAAUUUACACAACAACUAAAGGCCUUCACGAAUAUGACACUGGCUGUAAGAAGAGCGCUGUGCGCUGUCAUGGUAUUUGCAGUGGUUGAACGAGCUGGCAUGGUUGUAUUAAAUGACGGAGAAGAAUUGGAUAGUUGGAGUGUACUCAUUAAUGGUACUGUUGAAAUUGAACACAGUAAUGGCGAGGUGGAACAGCUUCAUCUUGGAGAUAGUUUUGGUAUUUUACCUACCAUGGAUCGACUUCUGCAUCAAGGUGUUAUGAGGACAAAAUGUGACGAUUGCCAAUUCGUGUGUGUCACACAAGCAGAUUAUUUUAGAAUUCAGCAUCAAGGUGAAGAAAAUACGAGAAGACACGAAGAGAAUGGUAGGGUGACAUUAGUUACAGAAUUACGAGGCGCCUUGGAUGGUGGUGUACGCCGGGGUCAUGUAGUGAUUAGAGCAACUCCCGAGCGCUUAAUGUUACAACUUAUCGAAGAAAACAGUAUUACGGAUCCCACUUAUGUGGAAGAUUUUUUAUUAACUCAUCGAACUUUUAUCGAUAGCCCUUUAUUAGUUGCGAGCCAAUUAUUAGAGUGGUUUGACCAAGCUCAGGUCAGAGAUCGUGUUGCGCGUGUUGUAUUACUUUGGGUAAAUAAUCAUUUUACGGAUUUUGAGACGGAUCCAGCUAUGAUGGAAUUUUUAGAAGCCUUUGAAGCUGGAUUAGAAAGAGAAAAAAUGCAGGGUCAACAGAGGUUAUUAAAUAUUGCCUGCGCGGCAAAAGCAAGGACGCGGAAUGUAACAUUAGCAAGGCCUAACAGAGAUGAAAUUCUCCACUUUAGCAUUUUAGGUGGUUAUGAAAGAGGUUUUGGAAUUUUUAUUUCAAAAGUUGAUAAGAGAUCGAAGGCUGAGGAUGUCGGUUUAAAACGUGGCGAUCAAAUUUUGGAAGUGAAUGGGCAAAGCUUUGAACAUGUUAAUCAUGCCAAAGCAUUGGAAAUUCUAAGGAGUUCGACUCAUCUCAGUAUCACCGUAAAAUCUAAUCUUCUUGCUUUCAAAGAAAUGCUCCAAAUGCCGGAUAAUUCUCCAAGGCCAAGAGGAAGGGCAAAUAAGCCAGAAAUUCCUAGACUUCAAUCUGAUCCACGCGCAAGACUCUCUACUCAUGUUGAUCCUAUAACUCCAGUAAAUCCCUUGAAUCCUUUAGUAGGUGGAGUACAUCUCUUAAUAACAGAUAGUAAUGUUUCUCCUUGUAAGGAUGCUAAAAAGGAGCAUAAAGGAUUUAUGACUCUUGGACCUAAACGGAGAUUACAAAAAGCACUUAUGAAAAUGAAUAUACUGCCAAAGAAUACAAUCAACGAUGGUGUGCACUUAGAUGAUCCUCUCGCUCCACCACAUACACCGCCAGGAACGUGCGGUUCACAAACUACAACUAAUCUAUAUCAUUCAAAAAGUAAUCCCGAUCUUACAUCAUUAUAUUGUUACGAUGAUCUUAGAGCACCAGAUUAUCCGGAACACGUAUUAAAGGUUUACAAGGCUGAUCAAACUUGUAAAUAUCUUCUCAUUCACAAAGAGACAACGGCGCAUGAGGUGGUAAUGCUCGCGCUACAGGAGUUUGGUAUCACCGAAAGUAGUUCGAAUUUCUCUUUGGCGGAAGUGAGUGUUGGCGAAGGUGGGAUGAUCAAGCAGCGAAGAUUACCAGAGCAGCUGCAAAAUCUUGCAGAAAGAAUCGGUUUAAGUUCGCGUUAUUAUUUAAAGACUAACGGUAUAUCAGAAACUUUAGUAGCGGACGAACAGGCGCCGGAACUUAUACGUGAAUCUCAAGUACAUUUUCUACAAUUAAAUGCUGUGGAGGUAGCCAUUCAAUUAACUCUACAGGAUUUUAGUAUAUUUAGACAAAUUGAAUCUACAGAAUAUGUGGACGAUUUAUUUGAAUUAAAGAGCAGGUACGGAAUACCAAUGCUCAGUCAGUUCGCGGAGCUAGUCAAUAGAGAAAUGUUUUGGGUCGUUACGGAAGUUUGUUCCGAGCACAAUCUUGUACGCCGUAGCAAGAUUAUAAAACAAUUUAUAAAAAUAGCUCGACAAUGCAAAGAAUGUAAAAAUUUUAAUUCUAUGUUCGCAAUUGUAUCUGGUCUUGGUCAUGGCGCGGUGUCGAGGUUGAGAGCAUCUUGGGAAAAACUGCCAAGUAAAUAUCAGAGAUUAUUCAGUGAUUUACAAGAGUUAAUGGAUCCUAGUCGUAACAUGAGUAAAUAUCGUCAACUAGUAGCGUCCGAACAAACGCAACCACCGAUCAUACCCUUCUAUCCUGUAGUCAAAAAAGAUUUGACCUUUAUUCAUCUGGGUAACGAUUCUAGAGUAGAAGGUUUAGUGAAUUUCGAAAAGCUCAGAAUGAUCGCUAAAGAGGUCAGAACAUUGACGAAUAUGUGUUCGUCUCCGUACGAUCUAUUGACCAUGUUGGAAAGAGGUGGACAACCACCGAGUUCCGCGAUGGUAGCAUUGAAUCAAAUGACAACGGGUAAUCAAGGUGGUCAAACGGCAACGGUUAAAAGACGUAAGAAAUCGGCAGCGGCACCAAAUCCGAAGAAAAUGUUCGAAGAAGCACAAAUGGUACGAAGAGUAAAGGCAUAUCUCGCUAAUAUGAAAGUUAUUACCGACGAGGAACGAUUGCACGCACUUUCCGUCGAUUGUGAACCUCAUGCCGGUGCUGUCGCCAUUGCUGCAGCGGUACCACUCACUGGAAGUCGAGGGAGAAGGCAUCCUUCUCCCACGCUUUCAACUACGAGUAGUGCCAGUAGCACGAGCGAGGGAAGAAAGAGCAUACAAGGUACAAAGUUCGGAGCUGCCUCACCUCAGGCAGUAAGGAAGAUGUUGGCUCUUUCAGAUCCUCACAAAACUCGACCGUAUCAACCUAAACAUUGUCCACCACCCCUUCCAGUACCUGGAUUGGCAUUGCACUCUAGUGGACUUGAACCAAGUCCUGGUGCACCGAGAAGAGUUGGUUCUGGUAGUAGAGUUCCGAUGCACGAAAGAUCGCACAGUGAUACACCUUCGAGUUUACCACCACCGGUUGAUCUCAGUGCCGAGAGUAGCAGUGUCACAAGUCUGAGUAAUCUUCAACCAUUACGGAAAACCUUAACGAGCGGUUCAGUGACGAGCAGUGAUAGCGGUCACAGUACUCAACUGGACAGUCAUAGUGGAAGCAGCGUAGAGGCAGGUGGCAGUCCGCCACCACCGCAAAGACGGCAUUCCGCCAUGCAAGGUUCCGGUCUGGCCGGAGUCCAGGGCCCACCAAGCGCAGGGACAACGACCAUUAUGACGAACCUUACAUCCAUGACGACGAUGACGUCGAACGCGUCGAUGAGAGCCGGCCUGGCCGGCAUGGGUGGUAGUCAGUGCCGCCAACCACCGGCUUACAAAGUCGCAGCGCAGAUGGCAAGAUUACACAGGCUCGGCCGUGCUCACAGCCACGAAGGAGUUACUUAUCGGACCGAUCACGAAGAUGAUGACGAGGACGCCCAAGUGUCGGCGGUAUAAACAAUCGACGAGCAUGCCGAGCAACGAGACCCGGCCAUCCCAUAGUUAAUUUUCUUAAUGCUGAUUUCCUUUCGUCGGGGAUCGAAAAGUCGAGAAAUACGAGAAACGUUCUCAAUAAACGUUUCGUAAAGAACGAAUUAGGAGAGACAUGGCGAAGUUCGAAAUUGCGCGGGAGCGAUGCAACUUCGUAAACAUUUUGUCUUUUGUCACAUAGAUCUUCAAUCGAUCGUUAUUAUCGACGGACGAGGAAAGAUGCAGCAUCAAGUCCGAAGUUAGCAACGAGCUCGAUCGUGCGAGAUGGAUACUAAUAAUUGAAUCUCAAGAUACGUUUGAAUUCUUCCUCUUUCUCUGGUUUUUUCUUUUUUUUUUUUUUUUUCUUCUUUUUUUUGCCCUUAAAAUAGAUUGAAAGUUAAAGAAAGAAAGAGAAAGAGAGAGAGAGAGAGAGAGAGAGAGAGAGAGAGAGAGAGAGAGAGAGAAAGAGAAAGAAAGAAAGAAAGAGAGAGAGAAGAAAAAUAAAGGAAGAAAAAUGAAAGCACGAUGACUUUCGUUGAGCAGUGCAAAGCGCUCGUCUUCCACAAGUGAAAAAAAAAAGAAAGAAGAAAAAAAAGAAUGACGAGGACAUUUGUUCUGAUGAAUAGAAGACAAAGAAAGAAUGAAUGAAUAAAUGAAUGGAAGGAUGAAUGAAUGGAUGGAUGGAUGGAUGGAUGAAUGGGUGAACGAAUGAAUGAAUGAAAGAAAGAGAAAGGGAACAGUGCGAAAAUCGCUAAAAGAAGAGAGAAAUGCGCGUAAGUCGUACUCCGCGAUAUGCGAAAUCGUGUGAACGUAAGCUGGCGAAACUCUUUAGCAUGGAUUACUUUCUCUUUCUUUUGCUCCUUUCAUAUUGUUUUGCUUUCCAUGUUGAAAUACGAAAAGGAUAAGGAAAGCUUCAUCGUCGGGCCGUCGUCGGUAAGCUCUCGACACGAAUCGAUGAGAGAAAAGAAAGGAAGAAAAGAAAAGAAACAAAAAAAAAUGAAAAUGAAAAUGAAAAUGAAAAUGAAGAGAAGAGAUGAGCGAUUAUAAGUAAUAUUCUAUAUAAAUGUGUAAUAAAUCGAGUCCAAAGAUGUUAUAUAUAUAUAACGCGUAUCGCCGAUGAUAAUACGAAAGAGACGGCGUAUCCUGUAUUAUAAUACUUUGUAGGAUAGCUUUUAAAGAGUAUACUUCCCUCCCUUUAGACUUGCCCGUGAACCUUCUCUGGCGGUCGAUCCCAACCCCCAUCUCCUUUCAUCUACUUUCUACCCGCCACCUCACCCCACCUCACCUCACCCUCCACCACCAUUCUUCCUUCAUCUUUAAAUAUAGACGAAUAAGUUGGUGUAAAUAGCGUUUAGACUUUACGUAGACAUUAGCCGAAGAAGGACGACGACGCGAGAGGACAAGGAAAAAAAAAUGAAAAAGAUAAAAGAAAAGAAAUUUUGAAAAUGAGAUAGAGAUAUAUAUCGUGUAAGCUUAUCGUUCGAAAUCCUUAAGAUCGAUGACCUUCCUACUCUUCCAAGUCUAACGGAUUCUCUCGUGUCUGGCGAUAUAUAUAUAUAUAUAUAUAUAUAUAUAUAUAUAUAUAUAUAUAUAUGCGCGAAAUAUUCUCAA
This is a messenger RNA of Vespa crabro (European hornet), 7409 nucleotides long. Its product is annotated as rap guanine nucleotide exchange factor 2-like. Bases 1446 to 5786 code for a protein of 1446 amino acids. The record is from RefSeq and is a predicted model, not a curated record. NCBI's taxonomy places the organism in Eukaryota, Metazoa, Arthropoda, Insecta, Hymenoptera, Vespidae. Gene Ontology annotation, biological process: Ras protein signal transduction; positive regulation of GTPase activity. Gene Ontology annotation, molecular function: guanyl-nucleotide exchange factor activity; protein binding. Gene Ontology annotation, cellular component: plasma membrane; apical plasma membrane. The transcript is spliced from 20 exons.